Alosa sapidissima (American shad) is the source of this 1192-nucleotide messenger RNA. RefSeq lists its product as uncharacterized. The coding region runs from base 8 to 1060 and encodes 350 amino acids. The transcript is spliced from 6 exons. Lineage: Eukaryota; Metazoa; Chordata; Actinopteri; Clupeiformes; Clupeidae. The record is from RefSeq and is a predicted model, not a curated record.
CCAUCCCAUGGUUUUCAUGGACGCCUCCUAUAAAGGCAUUACAGCCUAUGGCUAUGCCUUUUACGCACUGCUGUUGAUCAAUAAAACUGGAAGAGGUGUACCAUUUGCAUAUUUUAUCAUGAGCAAGGAAUCAAGUGAAACACUAAGCCUUUGCAUACAGGAGCUUCAGCGAAGCAAUCCUAGCUUUUAUCCAAGGUCCGUAAUGAUUUUUCCAGAUGCAAAGGUUCUCCUUUGUUGGUUCCAUGUGCUUCAGGCUGUUAAUAGAUGGCUUGUGAAGACUGAUGGAGGGCACUUGACAGCUGACCAGAGAAAUGUGGUCAUACAUGCCAUAGUGUCCAUGAAAGCAUGCCUAAGGGAAGAAGAAUUUCUGAGUGUGUCUGCUAAAAAGUGCAGCAAGAUUGACACCUAUUUUGGUAGUACACAUGUGACAACCUACCUAAAGACCCAUUGGUUCCCUUAUGCUGAGCUGUGGGUUAAUUUUGGCAGAACAUUCUUUCACUGUAGCAGUGAGACCAACAACAAGGCAGAGAGAUUCUUCCUUACACUGAAGUUUCUACGGGGCCAGGCCAACAAGAGAGUUGACCAACUUCUACAUUUGCUGUGUGGAGAUAUGCAGAAGUAUUACAGUUACAUGGAUGACCUCACAGAAGCUGGAAGGCUGAAAGUGGACACUUCCGCUGCUGCUAAGGAAGCUGCAGUCAUGUUUGAAAAGGGUCUUGGCUCAAACUUAAAUAUCCUCCAACCUCAAGAGCUACCCACACACUCAGAAAACACAGUACAGCCACAAAAGCCUGAAGCUGAACAGAAACCGUCUAUACAUGCCAUGUUGACAGACCUACUAGAGUGGUGCAAUUCAGAUAGUUUCAAGCCAAGCCAUGACCUGUAUAAGACUGUACAAAGAGCACACAAGCUGGCUUUCAGCAACUUCACCAGUGUGUCCAAAAAAAAGAAAAUUGUGGCUUUACAUGCAUAUAGACAACAAAUGAAAAGAACAAAGCAUGAGAACUUCCAACUAAAAAAAAGAACAAGGAUACACAACAGACUCCACUCAAAGGACUGAUUUUAUUGAACAUGUCCAGCGAUGAGCGGAUCUCGUCUCCUGCCGAUGGAUGAAGGCAGGGGCGGGGAGCCUACCCCCCACGACGAGUGGUGGCGGUGGCUGAAGGAAGAUGGUGUGGAAGGCAGACCAUGC